This is a messenger RNA of Corticium candelabrum, 1660 nucleotides long. Its product is annotated as protein phosphatase 1F-like. NCBI's taxonomy places the organism in Eukaryota, Metazoa, Porifera, Homoscleromorpha, Homosclerophorida, Plakinidae. Gene Ontology annotation, molecular function: cation binding; protein serine/threonine phosphatase activity. The transcript has 6 exons. Gene Ontology annotation, biological process: peptidyl-threonine dephosphorylation. The record is from RefSeq and is a predicted model, not a curated record. The coding region runs from base 52 to 1512 and encodes 486 amino acids.
CAACAGAGAUAGGGUUUCUUGGUGAAGGUAGACAUCAGAUCUCUCUUCUAAAUGGAUUUUGAGCCUGACGAAAUCGAUAGAUUUCGUCAAUUUUUGAAAGAAUUUUCGACGGCUCAUUCGGCUCCUUUACUAUCAGAAGAUCCCCUACCAAUACGCCUCAUCUGUUAUUACCUGAGCGAAGAAGAGGUCGAAGGCGAAUGUCUCGACUGGUCACUAACCUACCUAGCCGUCCGUCACUGUCCGUCGCCGUUGGACGUCUACAUUGCACGCGAAGUGGCGGAAAACGUGCUGCGCAUCGAUGUGAGGCAGUACCUCCAGGAACAGACGUAUCCGGACGAAGAACUCCAGUUGGAGGCGUCGCGACUCGCCGUCCGAGUCUUUAACACGAUGUACGACGUCUGCAGACAGUGGAACGACGAACUGCCGCUGCGAAAGAUGAGAAAAUCGAGACUGAUUUUUGACGUUUACGUUCACGCCAUCAAGAACACGCGACGGAAAAUGGAAGACAGACACGUCGUCGUUCCUCAUUUCAAUCCGCUGAUGGGACUAAAGGCUGAACCCGAAUGUGCUUUUUUUGGUGUUUAUGAUGGACAUGGAGGAGUAGAUGCUGCUGUCUAUGCUGCUGCACAUGUUCACACAAAUACUGGACGACAGAAGACGUUCUUCUCUGAUCCAGAAACUGCUCUUAAAGAGGCUUUUGUAAAAACAGACCAGGGCUUUGUUUUGAAGGCAGCACGAGAGGGACUAAGGAGUGGAACUACGGGGGUUUCUGCGCUUAUUCAAGGCAGAAAGCUACAUGUUGCAUGGCUUGGAGAUUCACAAGUGAUGAUGAGUCGUCGAGGAGUGGCGGUGCAACUGUUAGAACCUCACAAGCCAGAAAGAGAGGAUGAACGAAAACGCAUCGAGUCAAUGGGAGGCUGUGUGGUACAUUUUGGUGCAUGGCGAGUCAAUGGUAGUCUGUCUGUUUCAAGAGCAAUCGGAGAUGCCGACCAUAAGCCGUACGUGUGGGGACAACCGGAUACAAGUACAUUCGAUCUCGAUGGCUUGGAAGACUUCAUUCUACUCGCGUGUGAUGGACUGUGGGAUGUUGUUUCACGACAACGAGUCGUAGAGAUUGUCACGAGUCAUGUCCGGGAUACAGGCAGUAGAGAUGGAGUAGCAAAGGCAUUAGUGGAUGAGGCAAAGAUAUCUGGCUCAAGUGACAACAUCACGGUUGUUUUAGUGUUCUUAGAUGGUGAAAGAAAUCCAGGCCCAGUUCCGGCAUCGACAACCGUUCCAAAACUAAAGCCGGGUGCCAGCUCGUCUCCAAAAUUGAAAUCUAGUGCAGAGGUAAAGGACACCAAGAGAACCUCAUCUAUCUCUGUCCCAUCAAGUAGCAGCCGGCAAAAGUCAUCAGCGAGAACUGUCCAUAAUGGGAGAGGAAAGGUGAAUGGGAAAGGAGCUAGUGAAUCUCCUACUAUGUAUAGCAAGACAAAAGUACAAGGAACCAAGAAGAGUUCACAUGAUGGCUAGAAAAUGCGCGCAAUACAGAAUUUAUAGUUCCUCGUUUAUCAUGCUGUUACAAAGUCGUUUUAGCCUGUUAGAUGUGAAUGGCUGAAUUGUGUACAGUUUAGCUUAGAUAUUUCUUGUAUGUUUCAGCAAACUAGACAUGGUAUUUGAA